AUGAGUGCAUUUUGCGAAAUGGAAUUAACCAUGAAAGUGAUCAAAGCGUUGGUUCUCGUGUUAAUCGGUGUUCAACGAGCAGCCAGCUCCGGGCCAUUCGUCCAGGAAGCGCUUGCCAAAGUCUUCGGGCCUUGGACUCCAUACACGAACGUUAGAACGAUUCAGUUGUUGAAUCAGCUGUGCAACGAGUCGCAGAAGGACGAUGAAGUCAGGACCGAUGCUUGCUACGGAUGCUUCUUCAGGUCCAGCAAUCAGUCCCCCGGAUAUCCGAUGCUUCUGACGAUGGCUUCCUGCGCUGACACGUAUCUCAACAACACGGAUUACGGACACUGCCAAGGCUACUUGAGGAACGCAACAAAUUCAAUAUCCACCCGCACAACCCCAGGAAUCAUUUACUGUUCGUUCCUGGAGUGCAUUCGUCAAGUGAACAAGAACAUGCUGGAAGCGAACGAGGUUGCGCCACCGAUCGAUCAGAGACGAUUGCAGGCUCGAGAGACCUCGAGCGUAUUGACAGCGAGUAACAACAAUGAACACCACUCCCACUAUUUUGCAAGCUUCCAAUUUAGCCGACGAAACCUGCAGCGGAGGAAGUCGAUCUGCGUCAUUGUCGACAGACGCGAAAGUGAUGGGAACACCAUCGCGCAAUGCGUCAACGAGGCUAAAGCGAUGUUCUCAAGCUUCAACUGUGCCGACGUUCAGCUAAGCCAGCUUUUCGUGAACGCUACCGCCUGCGUAUUGGCGAAGACACGCUGCGGAUAUUUGAACCCCGUCACCGGAACUACACAGGACGACGAUUUGGCGAAUAAAUUGAACAUCAUAUCCAUCAACGCUCUUCAGGUCAACACCAACUAUGACUUGAACAUCAUUCGGGUGCCUUUUGUACACCCGGCCAAGGGUGACGAGUGUGGGAAGUUUCGGAACGUCGACCAAGCUUCCUGGCCCUCGGUCGAAUGCUAGCAAUACCCACUUUCAUACGUUAUUUAUUUAUUUAGUUAAAUCAUCAGUUUGGAAAAUAGGAAACGGUAUG
Messenger RNA from Diprion similis, 1027 nucleotides. RefSeq lists its product as uncharacterized. The transcript is spliced from 5 exons. Bases 1 to 957 code for a protein of 318 amino acids. The record is from RefSeq and is a predicted model, not a curated record. NCBI's taxonomy places the organism in Eukaryota, Metazoa, Arthropoda, Insecta, Hymenoptera, Diprionidae.